Fusarium tjaetaba is the source of this 1839-nucleotide messenger RNA. RefSeq lists its product as uncharacterized. The transcript is spliced from 5 exons. The record is from RefSeq and is a predicted model, not a curated record. Gene Ontology annotation, biological process: DNA-templated transcription. Gene Ontology annotation, molecular function: zinc ion binding; DNA-binding transcription factor activity, RNA polymerase II-specific; DNA binding. Gene Ontology annotation, cellular component: nucleus. NCBI's taxonomy places the organism in Eukaryota, Fungi, Ascomycota, Sordariomycetes, Hypocreales, Nectriaceae. Bases 1 to 1839 code for a protein of 612 amino acids.
AUGAAUUCAGUGCCAGCACAAGGUCAAGAACCCCGUGAACCAGACCAACAUAGUGAAUGGCUGUCAUCAAAUCUUGGGUCACCUCUAGACCAACAGUCAGAGGAUGAUGAAGAGCCUACAGGUGAUGCGGUGCGACUCAAGGGUCACUUCACAUCGUCGGAUCUCUUGAAUCCUUCUGAUGCUUUGGAUCUGCUGGCUCAUGUGGCUGAUAUGGAGCCCGAGGGACAUGCACAAACGCAAGAUACUGAAGGGGAUCCCGAAAAUUCGACAAGGAUGGCAAACAUAUCCCAGGGUGUUUGUGACUAUCCACCUGUUACCUCGGGAGCAUUGACCCUUUCCGAGGCAUCCUUUCUCAUUGAACACGCAGCCUUCGACUCCAGCCGUAUCCUAGAACUCAUCGAGCACGAACCAUACCUCAUCACAGCAAUCCUCACCGUCGCCACAAAAGAUGAUCCCUCGUGGUCCAGGGCCCAUAAUGCCUGUGCAAGACACAUGGAGACUCAAAUCUCUAAGCUGAUAUACACCGGCUCUACUACAGUCGGUGCUGUAGAAGCAUUGUUGAUACUCGCUGAAUGGGCACCUCAGCCACUGGAAGAGAACCUCAUGAUCGGGUGCGGCAAAGAGGACCAGGGAUCUUGGAUGCUUGUUGGUGUUGCUAUUCGUCUUGCAUAUCUUCAGAACCUUGAGCAGACUGGUCUUGUACAGAGAGUCGAAGGUGCACCGGAUCAUCUCAGUAGAAAAAGGAUAGCUUGGGCUGCUUGCUAUAUGAGCGAUCGUCAAGUUUCAAUACGACUUGGAAAAGGAUUCUGGUCUCGUGGACCAGGUCCAUCCGUGAAUCUCCGAGCCGCCGACUUUCCAUAUCUUCAAACACAAAAGCUGGGCAACGAUAACCUCGCUCUACUUUUUCAAGCACAUCUUGAAAUUACUCAGUUAUUCAGUAACGCACAUGAUAUCUUAUACUCGUCAUCAAGUCAUAGAGAGCAGCUAUACAUAGGAGGAGAGUACGUGAGAUAUAUAGACGACUUCUCCUCAGUCCUUCGCAGAUGGAAACUCUCUUGGGGUGGUCUCAGCUUCAUCCCCCGCGUCAAAGCGUCUCUUAUGUUAUCGUAUGAUUUUCUUCGUCUAUAUAUCAAUGCAUUUGCUUUCCAGGCAAACCUAAAUCGCAUUGUCCGACGAUCAAAGAAGAGACCAUCGGGUCCUUUAUUCUCGGAACUCGCCGCUGCCCCAGAUGCAAGGUUCAUUUACGAGUCUAUCGACGCAGCAAAUUCUAUCUUAUGCACGCUCAACAGCUUCAUAGACCCCACUGAAGCUUUUAAGUAUAUGCCGCUCAAGUUUUAUCUUUAUGUUAUCUAUGCUGCAGUAUUUCUAUUCAAGGCCAUUUUUGCUGGAGCUAUCAAACCGUCAGAAGCUCGAGGCGUGCGCCGUGCUAUCUACGAGACUAUUUCUCGUCUACAGAAAACUUCAAAUAACCAACAGGGUCUUGGUCAGCGCUACGCCAGGUCUCUUAGACUUCUGUGGCUGAAGAUGCUCGGAAAGUCGAGAUCACGGAACCCCGAAGUUGAAGGACGAUCAGACUCGUUGGCCUUGACCAGCAACGGAGCUUUACAGUCACAAGCGGAAUCAAGCGAAGGACAUAUGAACUCUGAUCCAUUCAACAGCUUCUCUUGGAAGGAUCUGCAUUCUUUGGGGGAGUUUAUAUCAAAUGAUGGGACCUCACUUUUCAAUGAUAAUUUCAUCAUAAGUCCAGAACAGGACUCGGUACAAGGGGCUGAGGGGCCUGAACAUUUCAGCGGGAACUUUUAUUCUGGCUCGCUGGGUGAGAUCGAUAUCAUAUUCUAA